Messenger RNA from Cherax quadricarinatus, 9641 nucleotides. RefSeq lists its product as uncharacterized. Lineage: Eukaryota; Metazoa; Arthropoda; Malacostraca; Decapoda; Parastacidae. Gene Ontology annotation, cellular component: nucleus. Gene Ontology annotation, molecular function: RNA polymerase II cis-regulatory region sequence-specific DNA binding; DNA-binding transcription activator activity, RNA polymerase II-specific. Gene Ontology annotation, biological process: regulation of transcription by RNA polymerase II. The record is from RefSeq and is a predicted model, not a curated record.
AUGGUGGGGCUGUAGCCAAGGCUGUGUCAACAAAUCAUUGCCCACCCCACCACUAGCCUGCCCACCUAAUCUAAAAUGAAGUUUCUCUUGUAAGUUAGAUUAUUUCCGGGAAUAUACGAUUGUGCCUCGUGUGAGUAAUGGCAGAAGAUGGAUUUGUUCAGUUCCACCAGGGAAGUGUGUUUGACAGUGAGAGGUUAUCAGCAUCUGUCCAGACACUGGAUGGUGCAUCACUCAUUGGUGACCACAAUGAGGUGAAUGUGAUGGGUGAGAAAGAGGAUAUAAUAGUAAGCAGCAUUCCCGAUGUGGUCAGUCUACCAAUAUUAGAGGUUACAAUAAAACAUGCUGGUUCUUCUCACACUCAUAACACGGAAGAUACAAGAGUUUCUGUAUAUAAACCUCCAUUAUCGCAAGAGCAAAUUGUCCUCCAUGAAGAAAAGAAGCAGCCUAAGGUCCAGCAGGGGCUUAAUGAGGUAAUAUUGUUAGAAGAUGGAAAUAAUGUGAGUUUACAGAAAUCAGUGAUUGAUGAGUACCGAAGGAAGAUGCAGUAUUAUGGCCCUCUAAAGGCAGUGGUUGAACGAGUUACAGUGGAACAUGAGGGCAAAGUGAGAGAGAUACUGAGAACCAAGCUAAUUCAAAUCAAGUUUGUAUCAAAAGAUGCCUCAGGACAGGACCUGAAAGGAGAGGAAUUAUUGCAAGCCGUUGCCAAAAUACCAGGCCUCAUCCCACCAUGUGAUCCUCCAGUCAGUUACAGGGAAGAUGAUAGAGUAAAUAAUGUUGAAAAAUUUGAAGAUGACAAUGAGGAUGAGAGGGUAUCAAUCACAUUCUGUGAUGGUGAAAAUAUUAGUAUCAGCAAGAAAGCAAUAGAACAGUAUAGAAAACUUUCUCGGGUAACAAAGCCUCUUGGAGCUCAGAGAGAAAAAACCUUUAAAAUAGAAGGUGAAGAGAGGUUUCCUGUUACCAUUGUUCGCCUAUUUCCUAGUGAAAGUAUUGAACCUUCGUUGUCUGACCACAUAAAAGAGGCAACUCCGGUGGAGAGCAAAACACCAGUAAUUAAAAGAGGGAGAUCUCAAGGGCAAAGAGGUGGAAAAACAAGAGAUAGAAGACAACCCAAAUAUCUCCAGGAGUACACUGCUUUGCCUAAAGGCAUAAAACCUAAACUAAAGAAUGAGUCUGAAGAUGGUGGCAUCAGUAACUUUGGUUAUGAAAAUGGGUUGAUUGUUCAAAUGAGCCCUAGUUACAGUGCUUCAGAGACUGACAUUGAUCUUGACAGCUGUGAUAAUGUUCCUGGUGAAGAUCUGUUACCUCUUCAGCUUCAGUCUGCUCCUUCAGAUAUGAAUGCUAGGCUUACAUCACUUGAAAUUUGGAAAUAUCUCACAGAAUAUGCCUCAGAAUAUAAUCAAGUUCAAGGAUUGAUAACACAGUUUAAUAAUGAAAGUUGGUUAGAAGUGAAAAGAAUGUCAGAUUUUUAUCAUGUAGAUGGUGAAGUAAUGACAGAUAUAUCAUUUAAAGCUGUAUACAGGAAUGACCCUUCUCCUGUUACUUUUUUCCUACGAGGAUUUAGUCGAUUAAUACGAACAGGAGAGCUAAACACAGCAAAUGAUAUCAACCACCUGUUUAGCGGUCUGUCUUGUGACCGAAAGUUGUGCCUUGGCUUAAAGCCCUCUCCCUACCAACCUGACAUUGAAACAAAUGAGCAAGUACGGCUCUACUUCAAACAGAAAGGUCACUUUGUAUCAACACCAUUUGAAAGCCUCUUUUCCAAAGCUUGCCGAGGAAUAGUAACUGUGAAAGGCAUGCCAAGCUCCAGUAACUUCACUCGAGGCUCAAAGAGUGUGUUGGGUGUGCAUGCUGUGUGUAGUGCCUGUGCAUUGCUUGGCAAGAAGAUGAACCAACUCAUCAAAGCUUCAGUCAAAAACGGUGCUAAUGGAGAGACUGAUUCAAAUGAAAAGAGAAGUGAACAUGCAUAUAACAGACAAUUCCUCUAUCAGCCAAUCAAGGAUAGUGGUGCAGCAUUAAGCAGCAGUGCUAUAAGAAAGAUCUUUACUCAGAGUAUUACAGAUGUUCUAUCUGCAAAAGGUUCAACCAGCUUGUCCAAUAAUAAUGAAACUAAUUUGGGUGAAGAACUCCCAGUAAGGGGCAAACGGAAAAAAAAUAGAAAAAGAGCCAGUGAGGAAGGUGAAGAAGAAGAAGACAUAAGACCCAGUGUUGGUGUUACAGAAGAAGAGUUUUUGCAGAUGAUAGAUUUACGGCCACCAAAUCCUGGUAUUUUAGCAAGAUCAUUAGUAAAAAAGUGUAAUGUAUGCCAAUUUCGUGCUCCUUCCAUGUUAGCACUUUUUUCUCACAUGCAAGGACAUAUGGGUACAUUAAAGGAAAAGUGUGGUGAUUGCCAAGUUCAGCUGUCCAGCAAAGAAGCUCUUGAAAUUCAUAGAAAACAGAUUCAUUCUCAGCGUUCACCUCUGUGCACUGUGUGUCAAUUUGAUUUUACCACAAAAGAUCAGCUUUUUGAUCAUAUGAAUAAACAUCGUAAUCAUCUUCCAUUUGAAUGUCCAUUUUGCGAUCAUAAACUGACGAAUAUGGAUGCGUACAAAAAGCAUGUGAGAAUAACACACAAAGUAAAAUCUGUUAGAGACUUAAAAUAUUCUUGCAAGACAUGCAAUAUUCACUUUUACACACUGGAUCAUCUACUUUUACACCGUGUUAACCAGAAUCAUGAAGAUAUAGACUUCUUUAAUUGUAAGGCCUGUGGCUCCGUUCUUGUUACAGCCAACGAAUUUCGUAGUCAUAUUUUAGAGCAUACAGAAGAAGAAAGAGAGGCAGCAAAUAUAGCAAUAUGUUCACAGUGUUUCAAAGUUUUCUUUUCAACUUUUAAACUCAAAUAUCAUAUAGAAACAAAGCAUAAUCAAGGAAAGCAGGAACCAGAGCCAGUUAAAAUUGAACCAGAUACUAGUGAACCACCACCACCACCAAAGAAGAAGAAGAAAAAGGGACCAUAUCUACGGUAUUUGCGGGCCAAUGAAAAAUAUGAAUGUUAUAAAUGCAAACGAAAAUUCAAAACACACGAAACGCUGGAAAAUCACAUAAAAUUUUCUCAUGGUGAAAAAAAAGUGACAAAAGCAAACUGGGAGUGUACUCAUUGUGGUCGCAAAUUCAAUGCUUUCAAACGAUUGGCCACUCAUUUAAAAAUUCACUCAGGCAACAGGCCUGUUUUUCAGUGUGAGGAGUGUGGCCAGAUUUAUAGCAAGAAGAUUCAAGUGCUAGAGCACAUUCGCACUGACCAUGCUGAGCAGGUGCAGCGACAUCAACAACAACAAGAGUUGCUUCAGUCUAGUCAGUCUGCAGAGCGUUUUGUAGAUAUUCAAGAACAACCUCAUCACUCAGUUAUUGAGGGAACGGCUUCAGCCUCUUGGAGCCCUAUCAAGAGUCCUUUCAAAGUUCCCACAGUUGAACAGACUCAAGAGGCAGUGUAUAGUCUCCUACAGCUGACGGAUUUUUAAUGGCAAGAUUCUCUAAGAACAAUAAAAUGUAAGAAUAAACCAAGAUGAAUUAAAUGAUUUUACAUAAGAAUAAAAAUACGUAAUUAAAAGGUUUAGGUAAAAAAAUUGUGUUGCUGGCAAAGUUCUUAUUGCACCAAUAGCAGUAUUAAAAAUCAACAAGUGGUGCUGAGGUUCCUUUUUUGAUAAACAUUUGUUGUUCUAAAAAGUCAUCAUCAGAAGUUAAAAACAAAAAUUAAGAUAGGAAUAAUGUUAAGAUGAAAAGUGGUAUUCUUUAUCUAAUUUUGAAGGUUAGAUUUAGAAUACCAUGUUGCAGUUCUUAUGAAUAUGAAGCAAGGUUUCUAAGACCAAGAGAGGUAAAAUGUAAGAACAAUAAAGAUUCUUGAUCUCUGUACAGUAAUAUCAUAGGACAAUAGAAUUUAGAAAGUACUGUACAGUACAUGUUGAAAUAUAAGAAAAUUGUUAUAUGGAAGAUAAAUUAUAGAUCCAUGUAUAAAAUUAAUCAUUACCAGAGAAUUGGUGUACCUUAUUCCACUAGAGGUACAAUAUUUCCAAUGAAGAUUAGUAAAAGGCAGAAAAAUUAAUAAUUUUUUGUGAGUUAUGUAUAACUGUUUAUACAUGUAUAGCUGUUUAAAGUGACAUUUAAACUGUCGUAUUUGCAUGCCUCUGCAAAGACAGCGAUAGUGUGAAUGAUGGUGAAAAAUUUUCUUUUUUUUUGGGGGGGGGGAAGGAGGGUCACCCUGCUUCAGUGGGAGACGGCCAUCAUGUUAAAAGUAUAUAUAUAUAUAACUCAUGAAACAGAUAAGGACUGUGCCUGAAAGUGAAAGCGAAAAUAGAGCCAGAAGCAGGUUUAAAAAGAAAGUGAAUUAAUAGUGCUUGGUGUUCAAGUAUUCAGUUAAAAAUUGUUUAUGAUGUUAUACUGUUAAGAAAUUGAGAAUAUAUUGAAUGAAUUUAAUAAUUUCUAUUUUUUUUUUUUUUUACCAUUUUAUAUGUGAAAUGUGCAGUGAGAAAAGACUUGUUCAGCAUAUCCAUUAUGAGAAGUUAAAAUGUCAAGUAGAAUCAAGAGGAACAUAUUAUUAGUAGUGGAGUGGUUUUAAUCAGUUUCAUUUCACUAUUAAUGUAAAUUUAUCCCUAUUCCAAAAUAGGUAAACAUAAUGUAGCUCUUCUUUUCAAUUUUUUUUUUUUUUUUUUUUUUUUUUUACUUAUACUAUAUACUAUAUAUGGCAAAAAGAACUGCAGGUCCCAAGCAAAUUUGAGGGAUGACCCAAAUGUUUGCUGGAAAUAGUGACCAUGAUGUUGAUGAGCAUAUUUUUGUUUAUACUGUAGCACAAUACAAUACAGUACAUAAUUUUAACAUUGCCAUAUGCAUAUGCUAAAAUUUAUUUUCUGAAAUUUUAUGCUGAUACUGAGUCUAAGGAGGCUAUGAGUGAAUGCAAAGGGCUUAGAAAGCCACAGAGGCAGGAAGUGAAUAAAGUGCUUUGCCCAUGGUAUCAACCAAUAAAGGCUGAGGACUCCACCUUGAUAGGUAUAUUGUACAAUAUUACUGUAGAAUUAGCUUCCUGAAAAAUACAUUUAACAAUAAAUUUGGGCAGCACAGUCAUCUGCAUGAGAGAGGGAAUGAGAAAGGGAGAGGGAGAGGGAGGGAGGGAGGAUGGAUAGGAGGGGAAGAGGAAGGGUAGUUGAUUAAUGGCAAAGUGAUGUGAGGAGUGAGCUCUACAUCUCUCACUCAAUCACCUUGCCCCUAUCUUUUGCAAAAUGAAUGAGCUUAACAUGCAUUGAGGCACCCUUGAAACUACUGACUUGAAAAAAUUUCCUGUAAAAUUAGUUUAUUAUUGGAUUUGGGGAAAAGGGCAUGCUGCCUAUAUAUGAUCCAUAUUAUUUCGUAGGAUUUGGGUUAAAGGACAUGCUGCCUAUAUGAUCAAUAUUAUUUCAAUUCUCUACAAUUAGUAAAUAGUAAAGGGAUAUUUUUGAUAAGAAGCUCUUUAAGGGAGGUAGAUGCUUGAAUGCUGGUGAAGAGCUCUUGAUCAAAUAAAUUGGAUCUAAACAUGGAUCAGAGCUGAUUAUCUCCCUUUCCUCAGGUGCUAUGAUGACCCUAUAUGUUCAGUACUUCCCCAUGAUAAUAAUUUUGGUAAGAAAGCAAGAGAAUAACAGUACUGUACAAUGUAAAAGCAGCUACACAAGAGUUUGUGAUGCUACCCAACUUUAUACCAACCUCACAGUACUGAAGAACAUUCAUUUCCACUUCACUUUGUCCUGUAGUACAUUCUAGUUCUUAUCUGUUUAAUUAGCAUGUAUACAUUAUUUCAACAACUUUUAUAACUACAGGUAUUUAUUGUAAGUGAAUGGGAACAGUACUAAUAGAAAAUAUUGGGUAGAUAUUUUUAGUGGUGGUGCAUUGAGGCAUCUGUGGAGACAAAGAAUUUUAUCUAUAGAUGCAAAAAGGAGAAUGCACUAGAGUUUAGUGGUACCAACACUUUUGUAUGGGUGUAAAGCAUGGGUUUUGAAUGAGGAGGUUGGAGAAAGUAGAGAUGUUGUGUUUGAGGGUAAUGUAUGGUGUGAAUAUCAUGCAGAGAAUUCUGAGUUUUGAGAUGAGGAGGUGUGGAGUCACCAAAAGUAUUCAGAAGGCUGAGGAGAGAUUUUGAGGUGGUUUGGAUAUUUAGAGAGGGUGAAAAAAAUUAGGAUGACUAAGAGGGCAUAUAAAUCUGGGGUGGAGAGAAGGAUAAGAUAAGAUUUGUUCAGAUUUUUAACUCAGAGAGUUAGCCACCCAGGAUAACCCAAUAAAGUUAGUGUAUCAUCAGGGGCUAUUUGUCUUAUUUCCACUGGAGUCCAUUAAUCUUCUUCCCCAGGAUGGGACCCAAAACAAUUGACUAACACCAGGUACCUACUUACUGCUAGGUGAACAGGGACAGCAGUAGUAAGGAAACAUGCCCAUUUCCACCCAUGCCGAGGAUUGACCCACAGACACUCAGUGAGGUGAAUGCACUGUCAUCUGAGCUAUGGGACACUAUAGGUAGGGAUUGUCCUAGGAAAAGUUGGAGGGAGGGGGUAAAGGAGAUUUUGAGUGUUAAGGGCUUGGACAUCCAAUCUUGUGUGAGCAUGUUUAGAUAGGAGUUAGUGGACGCAAGUGAUUUUAAUGAUUUGAUGUACUGUUGGAGUGUGAGCAAGGUAACAUUUAUGAGGGAAUUUAGGAAAACUGGUUAGCCAGACGUGAGUCCUGGAGGUGCAAAGUAUAGUGCACUCUGAAGGCAGGGUGGGGAUGUUGUGGUUUGGAGGGUCAUCUAAACUGUAAUGUUUGUACCCCUCUGGCAAGGCAUUCAUUGGUAAUGGAAGUUUUUUCUUUAUUGGGUCAACCUACCUUAGUGGGAAAUAGUCGGAGCAUUCAAAAAAAAGAAUGUACUUAGUUAAAAAAGUGUAAGUAGAAGCGGACUAUUAUGACUCGAGAAUGCAUCUCAGAUUACAAAAUGGGUGUUUGAGGGAAAAAAAAGUUCUGAGUUAUGAACAAGUGAGUUAUAAACAAUUUUCAGGGACACACAACCAUCAUAAGUGGUGAACUUAAUGUUUAUCUUUAUUCUAAUUUUGGCCAAAAUAUAAGUGUGCCUCAUAAUUUUCCUGUAAAGUAGUAGAGUGACAGUGUAUUAUUUCUCUGACAUAUAAGGCAUUGAGGAUCAUGAAAAGCUCGAGGAUAUUUUAUUCAUUUAAAUUUAUUAGAAGGUAAUAAUUCCAGAAAUAUAAUCUGGAUGAUGCAAAGUUAAAUAACAUACCUGUUAACUGUUAUAUAGGAAGAAUAAUGUUAAAUUGUAUUGAAGUACAGAACAGUAUUGAUGUUAGCAGUGAUAAAUGAAGGACAAUAAUUAUCUUUAUUAUUAUUAUUAUUAUUAUUAUUAUUAUUAUUAUUAUGAUUACAGUAAUUUUGUUAAUAUAAUUUUUAUUAUUGGUAUUAAAAAUUAUAUGGAGAAAAUUGGUUUGUAUCUGAAUGCUUUAAAAAAGAAAACCUUAUUUGCGUAUAAAGCCAUAGCGGAGGAAAUUCAUCUACUUCGUAGAAAUAACAAAGUACAGUGCUGUAAUAGUGAUGAAGAUAAUAAUUUUUGAGAAAGAUAUUUAUUAAAUAACAAAACAAGGGGUAUCUUGCUAGUACAUAGUAACAUAUGUACAUACAGGGUUUUAAAGUUUACAUCAAUAUUGAUUAUGACUCAGUUUCAUUUGCUUCAAUAAAAUCUCAUUCCGUUAAUUUAAAAAACACUAAUUUUUGCGGUUAGUGAGUCUUCUGUUCUUUGAGCUGAUCAUUUUCUCUCUUUCAAGAGAGAGCUGACCUGAUGCUGGGGAAGCACUCUUAAUCUGAGGAAUUGGAGCUGCCCUCUUAUUCCUUGGAUCAAGCUUAACUGCUUCCUAGUUUCCAGGUGCUAUAGAAUUUUACAUUUUGCCAUCUUAGAUAACACCUUCAGGGGGCAGACUUGCUUCAUAACUUUUUAACUAAAAUUGACAUUAUGCGAACUCUGACUUCACCCUUUAGUACAUGAGCUCGCCCUCCGCACUUCUUUUCUCUGACAUUCGCCUAUGUAAUUGACAUACGUAUCUCAUGAAGAAGCGCUCAGCACAGCUCUGAGAGACUUACAAAGUUCCAUUGUCAUUUCACUAUCAUACUAAUGCUGUCCUGUCUCUCAGCAGGCUUGCAGAAUUUAACUUUGCUAUCAUCACCACCCUAAUGCACUUAGUUUAUCUGACCUUGCUAACAUCCCCACCUUUAACACAGACUCCCUCUUUAACUUUUUGUCAGCAACUACUUUAUUAUACCAACUUUGAUUAUUUUCCUUUUAGUACUCCCUACUACCCUUUCUGACUCGACCUCUUUCAUAAAGAUAAGAUAAAGAUUUAUUUCUUGGUAAAGGUUACAAUGUGUAAUUACAAUUUUGGUUUGCUAAGUACAAAGAAAGCCACUAUCAUGCUGGGGCAUACUCUGAACUUUGCAUAUUAUAUUUUUAGCACAUCCAACCAUGCAGUGCUGUAUGACUCAUAUGGGUUUAACACUUAUGAUUGGGUUUAGCACAUUUGAUUGUGAUAAUAAUAAUUUUCUCUGACAUUCCACACCUUGCUGUAUGAUGCAAGUUUAAUAAUUUUUGUGAAUAUACUAGUAUACUUUAAUAGUAACAAUUAGAUAUAUUUCAUGGUCUUCCUUGAAUGUGCCAACCUCAAGAUUGAACAAAUCUUCCAGAGAGUUUGUGAUAAUGUUCAGCAUAUGACAUGUUAAUGAAAGAGACCCUUCAUGGAGUAAUAAUGCCUUGAUGCUAGUGAAAGCCUAUUGAUCCAAAGAACUGAACCUGUACAGUGGACCCCCGGUUAACGAUAUUUUUUCACUCCAGAAGUAUGUUCAGGUGCCAGUACUAACCGAAUUUGUUCCCAUAAGGAAUAUUGUGAAGUAGAUUAGUCCAUUUCAGACCCCCAAACAUACACGUACAAAUGCACUUACGUAAAUACACUUACAUAAUUGGUCGCAUUCGGAGGUGAUCGUUAUGCGGGGGUCCAUGUACUCCCCUUGGUUAAAGGCUUGAGUGUCUUCCAUUCCCCAAGUACUGUAUGACUCUUAUGGGUUUUGUACUUUAUAGGUAGGUCCCUCUUAUACACCAGGUUAGGUUCCAGGCUAUUGAUGUAAAUUGAAAAUAGGCAUAAAGUGAAACAUAGCCUUUUUUCACUUUCAAAUGCCCAAUAACACGUUUACACUAUCAUAUACGUAUUAAGCGAGCAAUAAAGCUAGGCCUAAAAAAUGCAUAUACACAGUAUACACAUUGCUUACCUUUAAAAACUUUUAUCCUUAGCUUAUAGUGAGUGGUGAAUACAUUUAUUGUAGGAAGUCUGAAUAAAUAAAGAAUAGGUAUAACAAAACCACUGUAUUAGUGAAAUGCUGUACAGUGAUGUGCUGCAAAGCAGUGUUCACCUGUGUAGUAUACUAAUCCAGCUGGAUAAGUCUUACAUACCGCAGUUGUGUGAUGACAAACCAUCGUACCUUAAUGUUUGCAUAAGGGACACUGUGGUUAGUACAUUCAUUCUCAUUAUAAAAGAGUCACCUGUUAGGAAUUAUGUAUUAUGAAUGUUGUUUGAACUGACAAGUCAUACAUGUAUAUCAUAUGCAGUAAUUUUAUGAUUUACCAAUAAAAA